AUGACUUCAAAGAAACAAGACGAAAGCCAGUCUCAGGGCUAUGAACUAGAUGCUACGGAACUAUACACUGACGAAAACAUAAGUCAACGACGUCGAACCCCUGUUAACGAGAAGAUUCUGCUUUUCAAGAUCGACCUUUUCGUACUGUCGUUCGUAUGCUUGCAAUAUUGGAUCAAUUAUGUGGAUCGAGUUGGGUUUUCGAAUGCAUAUGUGUCUGGAAUGAAACAAGAUCUUGACUUCAAGAGCGAUGAUUUUAAUCUGGUCAACACUUGCUUCACGGUGGGUUACGUGCUGGGCAUGAUUCCGCAUAAUCUCAUUCUUCUGAAAGUUGAGCCAAGACUUUGGCUAAGUUUCUGUACGUUGUCUUGGGGUAUCUUGACGCUAUCUAUGUACAAGAUCACGUCAUUCAAGCAGUGUUGUGCAAUUCGGUUUUUCCAAGCUGUUUUCGAAAGCUGUACGUUUUCGGGUACGCACUUAAUCUUGGGUUCGUGGUACAAGGAAAAGGAAUUGACCAUGCGCAGUGCCAUUUUCACUAGCAGUGGGUUGGUGGGCUCCAUAUUUAGUGGAUUUAUGCAAGUAAAAAUCCACACAUCUUUGAACGGGCGCAACGGACUCGCCGGCUGGAGAUGGCUCUUCAUUAUCGAUUUUGUCAUUACACUGCCCAUAGCGAUUUAUGGGUUCAUCUUUUUCCCCACGACUCCAGAUCAUGGGCGAAACUCCAGGGUGCAGUCCUUUAUCUUCUCAGAGGAAGAGCUGCGGUUUGCACGUAGACGACUUCCGCCUCGGAGCGAAAACGUCAGACUGGAUCGCACCGUUUUUAGAAGAGUGUUUGGCAGAUGGCACUGGUGGCUUUUUAGCUUCGUCUGGGUUCUUGGAGGUGAAAACCUAUCGUUUGCUUCGAAUUCUACAUUUGCACUAUGGCUCGCAGAUCAAGGUUAUUCUCUGUCGCAACGCAACUACAAUCCUGUUGGCAUUUUUGCCGUGGGAAUCGUCGCGACGCUGGCGUCGGCGUUUUACCUUGACCACUGCCGCAGCGCCAGGCACUGGCAUGUCGCUAUCGUGAUGGCAGUCGUAAUGUGCGUUGUUGCUGUAAUGAUACGAGCAGCGCCUAUCAAUCCUCGCGUGAUGUUUACAGCCCAAUAUCUCGGUGGAGUCGCUUACGCGGGACAAGCAGUUUUCCUAGCCUGGGCCAACAUCGCUUGUCGGGACGACUUGCAAGAACGUGCCAUUGUGUUGGCAAGCAUGAACAUGUUUUCAGGCGCGGUCAAUGCAUGGUGGUCAUUACUGUUCUAUGCGGCAACCGCCGUUCCGGGUUUCCAGAAAGGUUGUUACGCCCUCAUUGCGACGUCAGUGGCCAGUGCCAUAGUCUCGGUGCUGAUCCGUAUUCUCCAGGUUAAAGAACUGAAGUCCAAGAACAGCGGCGGCAAUAUCAGCAGAAAUCAUUUCUAUAUGGAAGCUAAUGAUCAGGCAGAGAAGGAGGCCGUCAAUUCUGGAUUUUGA
This is a messenger RNA of Lachancea mirantina, 1500 nucleotides long. The record is from the annotation of a GenBank genome assembly. Lineage: Eukaryota; Fungi; Ascomycota; Saccharomycetes; Saccharomycetales; Saccharomycetaceae.